AUGUUCCUGUUCUGCGGCUUCCUCGAGCUUUACGCGGCCAAGCAGGACCCCACGGACCCGCCGGGCAAGCUCAGCGGAUCCGAGGCGGGCUUCGGAAAGUCGUACUUCGGGGCCCUCGGCGUGUUCAAGGGGGACGGCAUCGAGGACCCUGAGAAGAAGAAGCGGUCCCUGAACGCGGAGCUGGCCAACGGCCGCCUGGCCAUGAUGGCCAUCAUCGGGAUGUUCUUCCAGGACGGCCUCACGGGCUCCGCCUGGGGCGACUGGGCGACCUACACGGAUUCGCCGCUGCGCGCCUUCGAGAGCGAGUUGGGCGUGCAGGCGCCCGUCGGCUACUGGGACCCGCUCGGCCUUGCGAAGGACGGCGAUGCGGAUGUCUUCUACAGGAGGAGGUGCACCGAGAUCAAGCACGGCCGCGUCGCCAUGUGGGCCGCCAUGGGGUACAUCGCGCCAGAGUUCUUCCGGUGGCCAGGAGGUGUUGCCCUCGAGGGGCCUGCCUUUGCGAGCCUUCCGAAUGGCCUGAGCGCUCUGGGCAAGGUGUCUGGUGCCGGCUGGGGUCAGAUGUUCCUGUUCUGCGGCUUCCUCGAGCUUUACGCGGCCAAGCAGGACCCCACGGACCCGCCGGGCAAGCUCAGCGGAUCCGAGGCGGGCUUCGGAAAGUCGUACUUCGGGGCCCUCGGCGUGUUCAAGGGGGACGGCAUCGAGGACCCUGAGAAGAAGAAGCGGUCCCUGAACGCGGAGCUGGCCAACGGCCGCCUGGCCAUGAUGGCCAUCAUCGGGAUGUUCUUCCAGGACGGCCUCACGGGCUCCGCCUGGGGCGACUGGGCGACCUACACGGAUUCGCCGCUGCGCGCCUUCGAGAGCGAGUUGGGCGUGCAGGCGCCCGUCGGCUACUGGGACCCGCUCGGCCUUGCGAAGGACGGCGAUGCGGAUGUCUUCUACAGGAGGAGGUGCACCGAGAUCAAGCACGGCCGCGUCGCCAUGUGGGCCGCCAUGGGGUACAUCGCGCCGGAGUUCUUCCGGUGGCCGGGAGGUGUCGCCCUCGAGGGGCCUGCCUUUGCGAGCCUCCCGAAUGGCCUGAGCGCUCUGGGCAAGGUGUCUGGUGCCGGCUGGGGUCAGAUGUUCUUGUUCUGCGGCUUCCUCGAGCUUUACGCGGCCAAGCAGGACCCCACGGACCCGCCGGGCAAGCUCAGCGGAUCCGAGGCGGGCUUCGGGAAGUCGUAUUUCGGGGCCCUCGGCGUGUUCAAGGGGGACGGCAUCGAGGACCCUGAGAAGAAGAAGCGGUCCCUGAACGCGGAGCUGGCCAACGGCCGCCUGGCCAUGAUGGCCAUCAUCGGGAUGUUCUUCCAGGACGGCCUCACGGGCUCCGCCUGGGGCGACUGGGCGACCUACACGGAUUCGCCGCUGCGCGCCUUCGAGAGCGAGUUGGGCGUGCAGGCGCCCGUCGGCUACUGGGACCCGCUCGGCCUUGCGAAGGACGGCGAUGCGGAUGUCUUCUACAGGAGGAGGUGCACCGAGAUCAAGCACGGCCGCGUCGCCAUGUGGGCCGCCAUGGGGUACAUCGCGCCGGAGUUCUUCCGGUGGCCGGGAGGUGUCGCCCUCGAGGGGCCUGCCUUUGCGAGCCUCCCGAAUGGCCUGAGCGCUCUGGGCAAGGUGUCUGGUGCCGGCUGGGGUCAGAUGUUCUUGUUCUGCGGCUUCCUCGAGCUUUACGCGGCCAAGCAGGACCCCACGGACCCUCCGGGCAAGCUCAGCGGAUCCGAGGCGGGCUUCGGGAAGUCGUAUUUCGGGGCCCUCGGCGUGUUCAAGGGGGACGGCAUCGAGGACCCUGAGAAGAAGAAGCGGUCCCUGAACGCGGAGCUGGCCAACGGCCGCCUGGCCAUGAUGGCCAUCAUCGGGAUGUUCUUCCAGGACGGCCUCACGGGCUCCGCCUGGGGCGACUGGGCGACCUACACGGAUUCGCCGCUGCGCGCCUUCGAGAGCGAGUUGGGCGUGCAGGCGCCCGUCGGCUACUGGGACCCUCUCGGCCUUGCGAAGGACGGCGAUGCGGAUGUCUUCUACAGGAGGAGGUGCACCGAGAUCAAGCACGGCCGCGUCGCCAUGUGGGCCGCCAUGGGGUACAUCGCGCCGGAGUUCUUCCGGUGGCCGGGAGGUGUCGCCCUCGAGGGGCCUGCCUUUGCGAGCCUCCCGAAUGGCCUGAGCGCUCUGGGCAAGGUGUCUGGUGCCGGCUGGGGUCAGAUGUUCUUGUUCUGCGGCUUCCUCGAGCUUUACGCGGCCAAGCAGGACCCCACGGACCCGCCGGGCAAGCUCAGCGGAUCCGAGGCGGGCUUCGGAAAGUCGUACUUCGGGGCCCUCGGCGUGUUCAAGGGGGACGGCAUCGAGGACCCUGAGAAGAAGAAGCGGUCCCUGAACGCGGAGCUGGCCAACGGCCGCCUGGCCAUGAUGGCCAUCAUCGGGAUGUUCUUCCAGGACGGCCUCACGGGCUCCGCCUGGGGCGACUGGGCGACCUACACGGAUUCGCCGCUGCGCGCCUUCGAGAGUGAGUUGGGCGUGCAGGCGCCCGUCGGCUACUGGGACCCUCUCGGCCUUGCGAAGGACGGCGAUGCGGAUGUCUUCUACAGGAGGAGGUGCACCGAGAUCAAGCACGGCCGCGUCGCCAUGUGGGCCGCCAUGGGGUACAUCGCGCCAGAGUUCUUCCGGUGGCCGGGAGGUGUCGCCCUCGAGGGGCCUGCCUUUGCGAGCCUUCCGAAUGGCCUGAGCGCUCUGGGCAAGGUGUCUGGUGCUGGCUGGGGUCAGAUGUUCCUGUUCUGCGGCUUCCUCGAGCUUUACGCGGCCAAGCAGGACCCCACGGACCCGCCGGGCAAGCUCAGCGGAUCCGAGGCGGGCUUCGGAAAGUCGUACUUCGGGGCCCUCGGCGUGUUCAAGGGGGACGGCAUCGAGGACCCUGAGAAGAAGAAGCGGUCCCUGAACGCGGAGCUGGCCAACGGCCGCCUGGCCAUGAUGGCCAUCAUCGGGAUGUUCUUCCAGGACGGCCUCACGGGCUCCGCCUGGGGCGACUGGGCGACCUACACGGAUUCGCCGCUGCGCGCCUUCGAGAGCGAGUUGGGCGUGCAGGCGCCCGUCGGCUACUGGGACCCGCUCGGCCUUGCGAAGGAUGGCGAUGCGGAUGUCUUCUACAGGAGGAGGUGCACCGAGAUCAAGCACGGCCGCGUCGCCAUGUGGGCCGCCAUGGGGUACAUCGCGCCGGAGUUCUUCCGGUGGCCGGGAAGUGUCGCCCUCGAGGGGCCUGCCUUUGCGAGCCUUCCGAAUGGCCUGAGCGCUCUGGGCAAGGUGUCUGGUGCCGGCUGGGGUCAAAUGUUUCUGUUCUGCGGCUUCCUCGAGCUUUACGCGGCCAAGCAGGACCCCACGGACCCGCCGGGCAAGCUCAGCGGAUCCGAGGCGGGCUUCGGAAAAUCGUACUUCGGGGCCCUCGGCGUGUUCAAGGGGGACGGCAUCGAGGACCCUGAGAAGAAGAAACGGUCCCUGAACGCGGAGCUGGCCAACGGCCGCCUGGCCAUGAUGGCCAUCAUCGGGAUGUUCUUCCAGGAUGGCCUUACGGGCUCCGCCUGGGGCGACUGGGCGACCUACUCGGAUUCGCCGCUGCGCGCUGAGGGCAAGCUUGGCAGAUAG
Prorocentrum cordatum is the source of this 3663-nucleotide messenger RNA. The record is from the annotation of a GenBank genome assembly. NCBI's taxonomy places the organism in Eukaryota, Dinophyceae, Prorocentrales, Prorocentraceae.